This is a messenger RNA of Salvelinus fontinalis (brook trout), 12466 nucleotides long. RefSeq names its product LIM domain-binding protein 3-like. The record is from RefSeq and is a predicted model, not a curated record. NCBI's taxonomy places the organism in Eukaryota, Metazoa, Chordata, Actinopteri, Salmoniformes, Salmonidae. The transcript is spliced from 7 exons. Bases 6690 to 8075 code for a protein of 461 amino acids. Gene Ontology annotation, biological process: muscle structure development; heart development; actin cytoskeleton organization. Gene Ontology annotation, cellular component: filamentous actin; stress fiber; Z disc. Gene Ontology annotation, molecular function: actin binding; muscle alpha-actinin binding.
AAAUAGAAAGAAAUAUGACUGAUGAAGCCAGAACCAGAAGGUUACAUUGUCUUAAGAGUUGAAUAUCUUUUCAUCAUAACACCCUCUUAGAGACCAUAAACAAUUAUAAAUACAGGUCUAGGAUCUUCAUUUGAUCACUCUUGUUGUUGGGAAUUUUCCUGCACCGCAGGAAAUGCAGCUUCAUUAUUAAUGAACUGAAAACACUCAAUAACACACAGUUAUAUUAACAGUAUUGCACUUUUCAUGUAGCCCAAUUUUUGGACAACUAAUAACCUAACCACCAGUCAAGCAACAAUAUAUGGACUAACCGUUCAAAUCCUGUUGAUGCAGGAUGAUUUUGCUGUGACUAUACUGGUCAAAUUGAGAUACUACAUCUGUAUGAUUCAUCAAAAACUCUAAAUAAAAUCAGUUGUUUGUUUAGAAUUUCAAAGCCGCUCCCAAGGACCCAUUACAUAGAACAUAACAGCGAUCUCAAGGGUCCAAUUUAGGAUAAACAAUUCCCCAAUAUCAACCAAAGUCGUAAAUAUUCUUAAUAUGAAUCACUCACAGAUGAAACACGGCUUGUUUAUUUCCUUAUCCUCGGGCUCAUUGGAAUGUGUGGAGAAAAGUAAAACCUUGCAGCCUAUGAGAAAGUGAGGAAUUAGAGAAUUGCCCAGAGAGAGUGAAUGGCAUAAAGUAAAGUGGACUAUUACAGUGAUAAUCAGGAGUACUGCCUGCAUUGACUUUUGAAAAAGAUUAAAGGAUAGGCUGGUUCGUGGCCAGAUGGCCACAUGAUUACAAGUAUGACUUCAAUCAGAGGGAACAUUAUUGGAUUCUAUAUAGACGAUGAGAUUCCUUUGACUUCAAUGAGAGAAGUUCAUCAAAUUUUCUGUUACAUUUCAUCAUUGGUAUUGAACGGUUUGAAUAGUAUUUUUUUUCUCAACUGCCAAGGGCAGGGCACUUCACUAUUCAAGCAGGACUUUUGUAAAUUGAAGUUGGUCAAGGAUUGCUUUUCACAGAAGCCCCCAACAAAUGCCAAGGCCUUGGCCUUUGAGAUGUUUUUAUACAUACAUACAUACAUACAUACAUACAUACAUACAUACAUACAUACAUACAUACAUGCAUACAUGCAUACAUGCAUACAUACAUACAUACAUACAUACAUACAUACAUACAUACAUACAUACAUACAUACAUACAUACAUACAUACAAACAAACAAACAAACACAAACAAACAAACAAACAACUUGACCUAGACAAAACAGAGAUAUUUUAUUUUAUAUAUAUAUCAAAUUCCUUAUCUUAUGCAAACUAGACGGCACAAUGUUUAUAUAUUUUUAUUUACGUAGUACUUAAGUAAAAAUACUUUAAAGUACUUAAGUUGUUUUUUGGGGCACAUUCCAACACUCAGACAUGUUUAGGUAGUCUGUCAGAUCAGAGGUAACAGGGAUGACCAGGGAUGUUCUCUUGAUAAGUACGUGAAUUUGACUAUUUUCCUGUCAAAAUGUAAUGAGUAUGUUUGGGUGUUAGUGAAAAUGUAUGGAGUAAAAAGUACAUUGUUUUCUUUAGGAAUGUACUGAAGUAAAAAAACUACUUAAGUAGUACUUUAAAGUAUUUGUUUACUUAUGUACUUUACACCACUGAUAGUGUGAUAAGAUAUUUAUGACAAAUAACAUCGUUCAAUCACUUUGAGAUUGUAUUCCGAAAAGUUCUUUAGAAAGACUGUAGAAAUGAACCGAGCUCAUUUUCAUAUUACCCACAGAAAGAUGAACUGACGUGCUUCAUUGGUACACCAUUUAGAAAACAAGGCUUUGAUCUUCUCCACACAUGCCAUUUAGUCUGUUACACGGAGUGAUUACUGUAUUAUUAUGGUGCUUAGCCAUCAUUAGCUCUGAUAUAAUCAUGCCAUCAAUUGUGAGAUUCCCUAAACAGAACUCAAUAUUAUGUUGAUUGUAUGUUAUUACAUAGAAGCAGUAUUAUAUCAAUGGUCUGUCCAUUUAGGCCUUGUCGAGGCAAGAGUCUCUAGCUGCUACUAUAGGGAGGUCAGAUGUGGCUGAAGGGACUAUCAUAUCAGGAGGGAAGUACAGCCGUCAGACAACACCCUGUUGGGCGUCGUCCCGUCCUCCCGCGUAAGAGAGGAGAACAGGAAGUCAAAUAUGUGAGUAGUGAGAUUUGGCGAGGCCAUGUUUGAAGGCGUUGAAAGCCCUUUGAAAGGUAACUCUGCUUGUAUUGUUGUCACACAGGGGAGCUGCUGUUACUUAGCUCUGCUACGGGCUGAUGAAUGGAUUAUUAAUGGCCGUCUGUAACUGUUGGAAACCUCUGCUAACUGCCGCUUCCCUUCCUCCUCACCACACCUCCCCUGAGAGAGAUUCCCACCUGCAUGCAAUGCAUGCUCAGGAAGACAGUGUGUUUGCACUGGAGUGCCUCUGGGUGGCUGACCCCCUCUCGCCCUUCAUCGCUCCUCCUCUUCAUCCUCCUCUAUCAUACACCGGCCUCAGUCUCUGUCCCCAAAACAAAAUCUCAUUCUCCACUUCAGUUCCACUGAGUAUUCUAGGCCUCCUGUAUCUCACUCCCUCUCUUUAUUUCCAUCACAGAUUCAAGAACUGACACACCAAACAUUCCUAAACAUCAGGCCAUUGCUUCACAGCAAAUUUCGGGCACGUCACUACAUGGCUAUCCUACUCUCUCAUCCCACCCUCACCGCCAAAUUAGUAGAAGGUCAUUCGGUGUGUGUGCUCAGUUCCCAUGUGGUCGGUGGGAUUUCUUUUUUUUUUUUGCAGUUGGUGACUUCUAGGGCCCAUUUUAGAGUCCUAGUGCCCGUGUGACGUCCCAUCUUCUUAUCGUCUCUUUUAGAAAAUGAUAUUGUUUUCGAAAGCGUCAAGGACCGUAGUGGUUGUCUUGUACUAUAGAUAAGCUUGUGACAGUCGGCGAUACGAAGUUGUAUUGUAGGUUUAAUCCAUGGGACUAAUCACAGUUUGGACCGUCAAGAAGGUACAGUUGAUUCGGGCCUAUGUACCAUUCGAGAAUCAUGUAAAGGGUACAGAAGGUGAGGGGGUACCUGUUGACAGCUACAGUAUGUGUUUGUGUCGCUCUUCAUGUUGUGUGUCUGACUCAUUGCGUUCCCUUGUCUUAGAGUCUUGCCUGUAGCACCUGUUAGUCAGUGUUUUCAUCAUCUACUACAGCUGCACUAAGCCAUUCCCCUCCCUCAACCUCAAGCCCCACUCACAAAUCCUAAACCUCCAGGGUUAGAGCUCACUGCUGCUUUGAAGUAGCUGAACGUGGUAAUAUACAUACCUGUUUGUCGUACUAGACCCAUUUCCCCUGCCUUGACUAGCUGUAAUCUCAAUUAUCGUCCUCCUAAAUUGCCUGUAAGAGCAUGGACUGGUCUCUCAAUCGCCUGCCCUUGCCUGCCCAUUUCACCGGUAUCAUGCAAACACAUGCCAGUGUUUACCUGCCUAACCCGGAGUGGUCUUUCGGUCGCAGAGAAUGAGGAGCAGAGUGAAAUUGUAGCUGAGAAGGUUGCCUGCCCAUGGAGUUGCCUUACUAACCCAGCUGCUUUAGUGGGAGCAGUAGCAAUUUCCCUAUGUUGACAGUCGUGCCAAGCAGACGUUGCCAGCCAUCGAUUUGGUGCUCUUCAAAACUAUCCUCAAGUUUUUCCUUUCCACAGUGAAAGAGAGUGAGAAAUGGCUUUAGUAUACAGAUUAAGUCAUUCAAAUUCCUACCUGUUUAUAGAUAAUUGGCAGAUGAAAGAGUGGUGCAUGUAUGCAAUCAACUAUCUUUAACAUCUCUCUGUCAGGUGUGGUCUCUUUCUUCUUCUCUCUUCUUUCCCCUCCCUUCCCCUUAUGUUGUUAAUCUGCGGUAACAGAUUUUGAUUUCAGCCUUCAAAGCACAAUAUCCUUCCUAUGCCCCUAACUUGAAACACUCAUUCCCUCAAUACAUCUGGAAAUAGAUCAGAGCAAUUCUGUCAAUACAAUCGAUUGAUACAGCAUGGAGAGGGUUAUUGUGUUUUGAAGGCCAGUGUCCUCUGUGUGAGCUGCACAGAAUGUCUGUUUAUAUAAACCACUUGUCGUGAGGGAAGUCUGUCUGUGCCUAUGUGUGCGUCUGUGUACAUGACUGUCUGAGUUCAAAUAGAGAUCCAGUAGUAUUGAAGUUAGAUGUCUGUACCUAUGCCAGAUAGGUUAAUGUAACGUAUACCCUACAUCAGGGGUCCACAAUUACAUUCAGCCGUGGGCUGAUUUUGAGCUGAUGGUCGGGGGGCCAGAACAUCAGUAGGUAUAAAUCAUUUAUAAACUGUAAAUUGACUGCAAGAAUCCCAAACAGAUAUAAUAUUUGACAGAAAAAGUAUAAUUUCCAACCUUGAUUACAUUGGGAUACGAUGACUCUUUUAUUUUUGUGUGGGAAUGCUUCGGACAGAUUUACUAAAUUAAAAUCCCUUUGAGCUCAUUUUCUGGUGAUUUUACAGUUUUGGGGAACAUAUUUCCUCAAUUUAAAUCACAUUGAGCUCAAUGACUGGUGAUUUUAGUAUUUUAUUAAAGGUCCAUUGCAGCCAUUUUUAUCUCAAUAUCAAAUAAUUUCUGUGUAAAAAUGUACUACCUUACUGGGAUUGUUUUCAAUUAAAAUGUUCAAAAAGAAACAAAAAUAGCUUCUUAGCAAAGAGCAAUUUCUCAAGCAAGAAUUUUGCUAGGACUGUCUGGGAGUGGUCUGAGUGGGAGGGGAAAACUGAAAACCAGCUGUCAUUGGCAGAGCGCUUUGGAACUUUCUUUCUUAUUGGUCUAUUUACUAAUUUACUGCCUGAUGAUGUCACCAGGCAGGCCAAAACUCCAAUCCCACCACAACAGGCUGAAAUUUCGGGUGGUCUUUUCAAACAGCUCUUAUACUUAAAGGGCAGUAUUAUUCCAACCUCAUAGUGUGGGAAUUAUAUUUAAAACACAGAUAAAUCACAUUUUUGACUGCACUGGGCCUUUAAAAAAUUUGUUUUGUUUUUUGCUCAGAAAACUUGGGGGAGCCAAAUAACAUCACCCCGGGCCAAAUUUGGCCCGCGAGCCCCCUAUUGGGGAACCCUGCCCUACACUCCCAUCAUAUAAAAGUGACUUUGUAGCGGUCUCUCUAGAUGAAAGCAGUUAACGCUACAAAACUUUGUUGAUGAAAACUUGGUUGGUUGGAUUCAGAAAUAAUAGUGUCUUUAGUAUCUGUGUGACUGUGGCCUGUCCUGUCCUUGUACCCAGCCUCAAAGGCACUUCCUCCGUCACUCAAACUGAGAGCACCUAUCACUUGUCUAUAUGUACUGAUCCUUCCAUCUCCCCUGCCGACACACCAACACUCCACUCCGUACUCCACACAUCUCGCAGUGAGACACACCAUAGAAAGACACACUACAACCACAACCUAGGAGCACUUGCUAACCUCACGGGUUCACCAGAGAAAGUGAUGAAGGGUUAAAUGACCACCUGAGACCACUGAUACCUGACCUCUCUCUGUGCAACACCACCUCCAUGACAUAUGACAUUCCAACUAUCCAUUCUAUACCUGCCUGUAAAUGUCAACAGGAAGAAUGGACUAGCGGGGGGGGGGGUCAGAGAGAUGUCCAGGAGAAGAGGUCAGGGUGCUGGAAGUGAGUAGGGGUCAGCCAUCGGUCUACCACCAUCAGGCCUGUUGCUGCUAGAUGCCUGCCAUCCUCUGUCUGUCCUCCAGCCUGGGCAGCUCCCACUGGGAAUUGCAUUCAUUCCGUUCUCCCCAGUCCGGAGUGGGGCAACCUCAACCCCACCUUCUCCCUCAGUCAUUCACUCAAUGUUUUGGCCUCAUGUCCAAGUCAGCUGUGUUUAAAUGUCAAAAUCUGUUCGUUUUUUUUUUACUUAGGUUUAAAAGUCAGUUCACAAAUGUUCUGUAGUGUGCACUCAUUGAUUAUGCCAUGCUGACGAGUGUUCACAUUUUUCUCUCCUUUUUUUUGCUUUUGUUGUAUACUCUGUCUAAUCCUUUCCCCAGCAGGGUUCAUGGCUGAAACUCUCCCGACACCUUAGAUUGUCUCUGAUUAUAUUAGAUUAGUAUGAUAUUCUAUACCAUUACAAAUCACUGUUUAAUGCACUGUGUUAUUAAAGUGAAGACGAUGUAUAUAUCAAGCAAUAUAGCCUGCUUCAUUGCAGUGAGAUGGUACCCUCUGUACCCUCUCUCUCUGGCCUCGUAAAUGAUUGAUGAAGCUCUCUUGUCUUGACACAGUUAUUUAAUCAUUCCCCGUUAUGCACAAUCGAUUCCUGCAGUAAGCAGCUAGGCAGCUUUCCAUUAUACAACCAGAUAUCUCCCCACUCACCCCCACUGCCAGUCUCUAUAUGUUCUCCAGUGACUCACCCAAAACCAAUAGUUCACAUGUCCGUUUUAUCUUAUGAGGAGAUUGCUUUCUUUUUCUGUGUGGUUUUUAUUUCCUGCAUAGGGGUUUUUGCUCACCUCGAGCUCUAACUCCUUAUAUUGAAAGAUAAAACUUGUAAAUAAUUGUAAUUGAUUUAUUUUUCUACUAUUUUUCAAUUUGUUCGUUGAUGGACAUCCUUGCGUUGGGCUGAGCAAUAUCAAGGCUUUUGGUUUUGCGUGUGCUUAAGGCCAUACACCUUUACAGGUCUAUUUGUGCUGACAUGAACUCUCUAAUUCAUAUACACCUAGCCCUACAUGGGCUGUUUGUAUAUAUGAUUUUCGGCCUCAGACUGCUGACAGUUUUCUCUCAAUGCAACCUAACCUCUUAUGCAGUAGCCCUUUUGAGCAUGCUCCAACCUCUAUCAGCCCCGCACCUAUCGCUCUGCCUGCUAGCGCUGCUUCGCCCAAUCAGGUGGCUUCACCUGCUGCUUCGCAGUCUCCAGAGCCCGCCCCCGUAGGCCCUGAACCCACCCCUGAGAGCCAAUAUGGCCAGGCUCCCCCCAUGCAACAAGCCCCUCCCAUGUACCAGGGGCAAUCCAUGUACCAGGGGCAAUCCAUGCAGCAGGGGCAAUCCAUGCAGCAGGGGCCUCCCAUGUACCAAGGGCCUCCCAUGCAGCAGGGACCUCCCAUGCAGCAGGGACCUCCCAUGUACCAGGGGCCCCCCAUGCACCAGGCCCCGCAUAUGCAGCAGCCUCCUCACAUGCAGCAGCCUCCUCACAUGCAGCAGCCUCCUCACAUGCAGCAGCCUCCUCACAUGCAGCAAAGCUCCAUCCAGAUCCCUGUGGGCCCUCCCCCACCCAAGGUGGUCAGCACCGCCUGCAUCGUGCCAGCUCCUGCCCCUGUUCCACCCCAAGCCGCGGCCCCUGAACCCCCCUCCAGCAGGCCCCCCUGGAUCACUGACGACUCUUUUGCCAACAAGUUUGACCCCAGCAAGACCACCAGCACCUGCAUGAAAGUGCCUGCUCUACCUCAGAGUGCCCCACCAGCACCGGCCUAUAUCCCACACCCUGGCUCUGCCCACACCCCUCACUCUGCCCCAAGCCCUGCCUAUAACCCAAGCCCUGCCCCCUACAACCCCACCCCUGCCCCUUUCAAUCCUGUUGCCCGGGGCGUGGCCCAAAGGGCGGAGCGCUUCGCUGCCAACAGCAACAGAGCACCCCUCUGUGGAGCCUGCAACAACAUGAUCAGGGGACCCUUCCUGGUGGCCCUGGGUCGAUCCUGGCACCCAGAGGAGUUCAACUGUCACUACUGCCACACAUCGCUGGCAGACUGCAGCUUUGUGGAGGAGCAGAACGCAGUGUACUGUGAGAACUGCUACGGCGAGUUCUUUGCCCCCACCUGUGCCCGCUGCAACACCAAGAUCAUGGGGGAGGUGAUGCAUGCUCUGCGGCAGACAUGGCACACCACCUGCUUUGUGUGUGCUGCCUGUGGCAAGGCCUUUGGAAAUAGCCUCUUCCACAUGGAGGACGGGGAGCCCUACUGCGAGAAAGAUUACAUUUCACUCUUCAGCACCAAGUGCCAUGGCUGUGACUUCCCAGUAGAAGCUGGAGACAAGUUUAUUGAAGCACUGGGUCAUACCUGGCACGACACCUGCUUUGUCUGUGCGGUGUGCAAUUUGAACCUGGAGGGCCAGCCCUUCUACUCCAAGAAGGACAAGCCCCUGUGCAAGAAGCACGCUCACGCCAUCAACGUGUAGAUGCUCCAUCUGCAGUUUUAUGGGGUGGUGGGCAGGUGUUUACGUAGCUAUGCCCAAGCCUUGGCAAAGAGCCCUGUAGAGGGCAUUGAUGCCAGUCAAAAUGAUGAAAAACACAAGCUGAAGAUGAUAGCAACAAGAUUGACUGUUCAGCAAACCGAUCAAUCAGGCGUAACAAAAUUUAAGUAUUUUCAUUGGUACUGAAAUUCAAGACAAAACUGCAUAAAAUGCUGCAGCCCCCCCCCCCCCAAACAUGUGUUACGUGUGUAUUUAUUAAUAACACUUACAAAUGAAUUAUAUUGUAUAUCAGAGAAUUCUGAUGUAAACUCUUUGCUACUCCACUCAGGUCCCGGAGGGCCUCAAUCCAGUGAGGCUGGAGCAAAAGCCUUAGCUUUUGCUCCAGACACAGGCAGACUGAGUGGAGUAGCAGGGCGAUCAGUAAAUAAGAUGCUUUAUUUCACAGGAACACUCGUGUGCUUUGUUUUGAAUGUCAAAACCCAAAUAGCUUGCAGUGAAUGUAAUAAGACCGUUUAAGUAUCACAUACAGUAGAUUUAACAUGAUGAUGCCUCACGCUGACCAACAGAGCACAGAACGUGAACCGAUACAGUAUACUGUAGCAUGACACAUGCAGGCCUACGAAUACUGUUUGAUUUCACAGAGGUAUUAUUAAAGUGACAGUUUAGUAAGUGAUAUUCAUUGCAUCUUUGGCAAAGUGUUAUUUAUUUACAUAGAAUUAAACGGAAGUAUAACAUCUAUGGAUGUUUAUAUUGCUGACAAAACAGUUAUAUUUGGACUUUUGCUGUCUGAUUUAGUUUUGUAUGCAUGCAGUUGCAUCAUACAGAAGUUCAUAGUAUUAUAUGAAGAACCUGUCACUCACUCUGUCAUCCUGGAUUUAUUUAUUUAUUAUAUACAAAGAUGGUGCUCUGUUACAUUAUGAUACAGUAAUACUAUACCAACUUUGGGGAUCCAGGUAGAAGAUGAGGCAAAACUUUUGAUAUAUUUGAACACUUUAGGGGGUAGGGAAGUUAGGUUUUUGGAAUGUGUCUCAUAAACGGGAUUUGCUCCUGACUGGAAAUCAAGGAACCACUCUGUGUCUUUUAUAGUAUGUAAUGGGAAUUUUGGGGGAGGUGCACGGAUGGUGGACCAGAGCCAGAUAGAUAUGUCACAAUGGGCCGCUGGACUACUGUGUCUCCGCAGCUUUGGUCUCUGAAUUGCGCUUAAGGGAGGCGAGCUCUGGCCUGGGGUCUUACAGAUACAUUUUACACAACAGAUGUCUAUGCAUGGUGAUAUGCCACAUACAACCGUAAUGAAGCGCUUAACUUAAACAGGAAUGUAUAGGAAAUAUCUGUCGGUCAAAAAAAACCAGCCAAACACAAUCAUUUCUCUCUCACUAGCACAUGCACCUUAAAGGUCAGUUGAGACCGUGUGCUUGUGUACAGACUUUAUACUUUCAGAGUUUAUUUUAUACAUCUUUGUGUCUUUUCUGUGUUUGUGUAAGUGCGUGUGCAUGCAUGAGUUUGUACACGAUUGUCAGUGCAUGUCUACUGGGGCAACAUCAGUAUUAGUAAUGUAUCUGUGCCACUAGAGUAGCAAAGCAUACUGUGAUUUUUACAUAACACUGAGAACACUACACUGAGUACAUUUGAUAUGCAUACUGUAUGUGUGUAGAUCAACUGGUAAGAAAAGCACAGUCGGUGCCAGUUCAGAAUAAACCUUACAUGGUACCAUUGGAGGGAAAUGAAGACGGGCUUGAAUUGUUGCGAAAUAGUUGUUUACGUACUUGAAGUUCAGCGUAUUGAAACUAGUUGUAUAGUUUCCAACCACUAGAGUGCAACAGAGUGCUGACACCAUUCUGCUACUUGGCAUGCCUCAGACACCAUUCACUACAUAGUACACUCACUGUAUGUUCCCUCUGUCCCCACUCCAGCAAACACUACAAAGCCAUUUGUCACCCCUGUGGACUUCGUAUCCAACAGUUCAAUGUCAAGCUUUUUUCCAGGCCCCAUGUAUCAAUGUCAUUACACUAACUCCAUAAUCAGAAAGUGUGGACAGGAUAGGGAAAACAAUUGUUAGGGUUAUUUAGAUGGUAACUUUUGUUUUUAAAGACUAUUGCGUCAACAUGAUGAUAGAAAUGCUGUGCAUCCCAUUGAGGCUAUUUUUAGACAAUCAAAUAUAGUGUAUUUUGUGUUACCUGGUAUCUGAAGGACCAUGUCAGCAGCCCAAAAUGUCAAUAUCGCUGGUUCCAAUGCUCACACGUUUCCUCUGUAGUCAACAUUGGCUAUAAUAACACGAUGAAAGAAUAGUUAAGGACAUAUUUAAGGAGGACACAGUUUUAUAGAAUUUCACAGUCCAUUCCCAAAUGACUAUAACUUCUCUCUGCCGUCAGGCAUUCAUUCCAUUUAGGUACGAGGUCUCUGGUGCAUCUCUGUCCUCUGUAACGAGAGACUUAAGUAGCCUUCAUCGUUCUCUUCACUCUUGACACUUCCCUCCCUCCUGGCUAGUUCUCACUAAACAGUCUAUAUGGCACACAGGUUACUUUGCUAUGACACUGUAUUAAGACAAUCCUUUUUAAAUUUCAGGCUGCUGAGUGGUCUUUUAGAUGUUGGUUCACACAUUAUUUCUGUUUGUACUGCUGUUUAGUAAACACUGCAAGAUUUAUAUCCAGGCUGCAAGAUUUAUAUCCAAUGUGCAAAAGGGUAUUUUUUAGUAUUUUUGUUUUAGAAUAGAUAUAUACUUGGCAUGAGAUAACAACCACACACUUAAAUCGGAUCAUUGAUUUACUUAUAUGUUUUUGAAGCAGUAACUGAAAUAUGGCUUUGAUCUUUGAGUAGUUGUAGGCCGUCAAUGUUUUUUUCUUUGGCAUGGACUGUGUUGGAGGAAAAGAGUUGUUGUCAUUGUUCUGUUGUACAUUAUGAAUAACACAUUAAUUAGUGGUUCAUCUCUUGCUGCAUUUGUACUUAGAACCCUAUCGUCUAUAUAGACAAGGUCUUUUUAUGUGGAACGUUGAUGUGUUUGGAUUGUAACCCCAUAUUUCAAACGACUCACCCUGCCUGGCCUACCAUAACACUAACUAUACUUAGAAAUUGGAACAUGUUUUAUGCAUUGCUUUAUUUAGUGAAAUGCAUCUGACUGCUAUCAGAACAGAGUUACAUGGAGAAAGGAUAUACCUUGACGAUUGAAGAAUUUAACAGGAGUCUAUCGGUGUGUGUGUGUGUAUCUAUCUUGGGGAGGAAAUGUGCUUGAUUUCGUCUCUCUUGAGAACUUUCUGGAUUGGACAAUGUUUGAAGGGCCUUAAUUUAUGCAUGCUGUAGCCUAUUAAAUACCAUGACCUUAAUUUAUAUUGUUCAGCAAAGACUACAAAUCACCAUUAUGUUUUUGUUUUACAACCACAAGUAUGCCUGUAUUACCAGGGUCAAUGUUGAGAGGCUGCUGGUAUCUAGAUCUCUAGGGGGUCGUUCCACAAAAUGGGUGCCUCUUGCGUCCAUUUGAUAUUUAAGUAGAACGUGCAACAAUAUUACAUUUUAAAAGCCUGUUAUAUUAAAUGAAGUGCCCUUUUAAUACAGACCAUAUGGAGAAUCCAAUAAAUAUAUUUUUUUAUGUGAAUAAAGGCUACCUAAAGUGCCAAAAUUCAGCAUGUUGACGCCCCUCCAUCCACCCUUUGUCACUUCUUCUAGGAAGAUUUCAACCCACUUGCUCAAAACAUUUCUCCAAGUGUCAAUAUCGUUGUAAAGCCCUAGUUAUUUUAGUUGCUUUGACAAAGUAAUUUGAAGAUCAUUUAUUUAAUGUGAUUAUUGAUUUAUUUACGCCUGUCCCUCAUUUUGGUGAUCCCUGUUAUGUGAACUGAACUUUUGUUUUAAUAUGGUGAAACUAUUUAUUUUAAAAUAUAUUUUUUAAAGAAACAUUGAACAUGAAUUGUCAAAUCAUAGUUUAAAAGCAGGUGAUAUGGUUUGACUAUUUUUGGCCAUUUUCUGGUGUUUUGUGGUGGGAAACUGAGCAGGUCGAACAUAACACGUCAACCCUGUAGAUAGAUAGACAGGCUAGAAAUGUUUUAGCUAUUUCAUUUUUUUUCUUCGUGAAACUGAUAUUCACUUGCCACUCCCUGAUGCACAGAAGCAUCCAUUCCCCCUAUCACAAGGGGAUUUAUGGUUGAUUUAAGAAGAAAUUGUCAACACUUUAUUUUGAUUUUAUUUAUUUGGCACUUUAAUAGGCCCUUUCUAUAGUCAUUUUUGUUAUUUUAAAAAAACUCUUGAUGAGAACAUGUUUUUUAUGAAUUUGAACAUGUGCUCUUGACAACUUUGGUGAAAUGACACUUCUAAAAAGGCACUGAAUUGGUGGAAUGACCCUAGGAUGGUUUGAAUCUUUGAAAAUUGUCAAUAAACAUUUUAUUUCACAA